Messenger RNA from Prunus dulcis (almond), 2283 nucleotides. Its product is annotated as receptor-like protein EIX1. Gene Ontology annotation, molecular function: protein binding. NCBI's taxonomy places the organism in Eukaryota, Viridiplantae, Streptophyta, Magnoliopsida, Rosales, Rosaceae. The record is from RefSeq and is a predicted model, not a curated record. The transcript is spliced from 3 exons. The coding region runs from base 1 to 2283 and encodes 760 amino acids.
AUGAACAAUCCUUGCAUUGGAUGCAGUGAGAGGGAAAUGCAAGCCCUCCUUGCAUUCAAACAAGGCCUCGUGGAUGACGACAAUCGCCUCCUUUCAUGGGAAAGACUAGUGCAAAACAAAGACUGUUGCCAAUGGGACGGAGUCUACUGCAGCAACCACAUUGGCCAUGUUGUUAAGCUUGAUCUUGGAGACCAAUCUUUGCAAGGUACGAUUAGUCCUAAACUCGUUGAGUUGCAGGAUUUGGAGUAUCUGAACCUUAGUUUCAAUAAUUUCAGUCGUAGCCAAAUUCCAGAUUUCAUUGGAUCUCUAAAAAAUUUAAGAUACCUGGAUCUCUCUUCUGCAAAUUUUGGAGGUGAAAUUCCAUAUCAACUUGAAAACCUUACACAUUUGGAAUAUCUCGAUUUAGGACACUCUAUUAAUCAUGCAAACAACCUCAAUUGGCUCUCUAAUCUUUCUUGUCUAAAAUACUUCGACCUCAGUUAUACUAAUCUCACCGGUGUUGUUGGUUGGCUGGAAGCAGUUAAUAUGCUUCCUAAAUUAAGAAACUUGAUAUUACAGGGGUGUAAUCUUCCUCCUCCAAUUAUAUCAUCUGUUUCUGUUAUGAACUCUUCUAAAUCUCUUGUUCAUGUCGAUCUCUCCUACAACAAUCUUAAAUCUUCAAUCUUCCAAUGGUUGUCUGGUACUCAUACCAACCUUGUUGAUCUUGAUCUAUCUAGGAACAAUUUCAAUGGUUCCUCAAUUCCUGAUUAUUUCGGAAACAUGAACUCUCUUGCAUAUCUUACUCUCCCUGAUAGCAGACUUAAAGGAGGGAUCCCGAAUUCCUUCGCCAAGUUAUGUAGGCUGCGAGAGUUGGACCUUUGGGCUAAUAGUCUUAGUGGACAACUUUCAGACUUUGUUGAAACAUUGUCCAAAUGCGCUCAAAUGACAUUGGAGCGUUUGGAUAUCUCUUACACUAACAUUUCGGGUUCAUUGCCUGAUCUUACGAACUUCUUAUCAUUGAAAGACUUGUCUCUCAGGGGCAAUAACUUAAGUGGAAGAAUACCUGAAAGUAUUGGACAAAUGUCCAAGCUGGAGACUAUUUAUUUUGGUCGGAAUUCUUUGGAAGGAGUGAUUUCAGAAAGUCAUUUUUCAAAACUCUCCAAAUUAACUUAUUUGGAUUUAUCAUCUAACUCACUACUUUUAAACUUCAGUUUUAAUUGGAUUCCUCCCUUCCAAUUGCGAGACAUAAAGUUGAAGUCUUGUAAGAUGUGGCCGUCGUCUUUCCCAAAAUGGCUUCAAACUCAAAAAAAUUAUACAUUGCUUGAUAUUUCUGAUGCUGGAAUUUCUGAUACCAUUCCAAGUUGGUUUUGGGAUUUGUCACAAAAAUUAAAGGUUAUGGAUAUCUCUCACAAUCAAAUGAGAGGAACAGUGGGAAAUAUUAGAUUGGAGUUUGCAUCUCCCCUAGAUUUGAGUUGGAACCAAUUGGAGGGUCCAAUCCCUUCAAUUCUAUCAAAAGUUUUAGCUCUAGAUCUCUCCCAUAAUAACUUUUCAGGGGCAGCUUCUAUUUUGUGUGCAACCGAGGAUAGUAAUUUAACCUUUCUUGAUCUCUCAAGCAAUCAUGUAUCUGGAGAACUUCCGGAUUGUUGGAUUCAUUUUAAAAAAUUAGUCUUUCUUGAUUUGAGCAAUAACUCUUUAUUUGGAAAAAUUCCCACCACAAUGGGGUACUUGUUUAGUAUCGAGACACUAAGACUAAGUAACAACAGAUUUGUGGGAGAGUUGCCUUCACAAUUAAAGGAUUGUACAAAGUUGACACUUUUUGAUCUUGGGGAAAAUAACUUAUCAUGCUCAAUACCUGAAUGGUUAGGGGCUAGUCUUCCAAAUUUGGGUAUCUUAAUCCUUCAAGGUCAAAUACCUCCAAGGAUUGGAAUGCUGCAGGAGUUAGAUUCCCUUGAUUUAUCAAGAAACCAGAUUAAUGGCAGAAUUCCAAAAAGCCUAUCUUGGAUAGAUCGUAUUGGUUACUUGGACUUGUCAGAAAACGACUUGUCUGGAAAAAUUCCAAUAGGCACUCAGCUCCAAAGCGUUGGUCCAUCUUCUUAUGGUGGAAAUCCUCUACUUUGUGGACUGCCACUUCUAAGGACAUGCACUGAGGAGGAAAAAGGUCUAGGACAAACUGUGUUGGUGAAUCAAGACGAUAAAGAUGGGCUCAUAACGCAAGGAUUUUACAUCAGCUUGGGGCUUGGGUUUGCUAUUGGAUUUUGGGGAGUUUUUGGCACUCUUCUAUUCAACAGAUAUUACAGAACAUAA